AUGUGAUCCCACCGGGACGAUGCUGCCGCUGCUGCCGCUGCUGCUGUUGGGCUCCGGGGGGCUGAGCCUGCCCCUGGACGACACCGAGGUGGUGACCCCGCUCCGCUUGGACCCGGACAUCAACGGCAGAUCCUAUUUCAGGCGGGGGCCGGCAGAGCCGCCCCGGGGGGGGCAGGCGGUGGUUUUCCAGCUCUCGGCUUUCGGGGAGGAUUUUUACCUCCACCUCACCCCCGAUGCCCACUUCAUCGCGCCCGCCUUCGCCGCGCAUUACCUGGGGGCCGCCGCCCGGCCCGGCCCUGCGCUCCGGCACUGCUUCUAUUCAGGGGAUGUCAACGCAGACCGGGAGUCCUUCGCCGCCCUCAGCCUCUGCGGGGGGCUCCGAGGGGCUUUCGGCUAUCGAGGAGCCGAGUACAUCAUCACCCCGCUGGCUGCGGGUGCGGCGGGUGGGGAGCAUCGCCUGCAGCGCCGCAGCCCCGGCCGCCCCGUCGGGGCCGGAGCAUCCCGAUGCGCAGUGGGCUCCGGGCUCACCCCCGGCGUGCUGCAAGCGCUGGAUAAGUACCGGGGACGGGGAGGGGGGAAAGGGGGUCGGGCCAAGCGCUUUGCCUCGGUGCCCCGGUACGUGGAGACGUUGGUGGUGGCUGAUGAGUCGAUGGUGAAGUUCCAUGGGGAUGAUCUCCAGCACUACCUGCUCACGCUCAUGGCCACGGCCGCCCGCCUCUACAAGCACCCCAGCAUCCGGAACCCCAUCCAGAUCUCCGUGGUCAAGUUCCUCCUCAUCGGGCAGGAUGACAAAGGGCCCAAAGUGACCGGGAAUGCCGCCCUCACCCUCCGCAACUUCUGUGCCUGGCAGAAGAAGUGGAACAAGGGCAGCGACAAGCACCCCGAGUACUGGGACACUGCCAUCCUCUUCACCAAGCAGGACCUGUGCGGUGCCACCACAUGCGACACGCUGGGGAUGGCGGAUGUGGGGACCAUGUGUGAUCCCAAGCGGAGCUGCUCCGUCAUCGAGGACGAUGGGCUGCCCUCGGCUUUCACCACUGCCCAUGAGCUGGGCCAUGUCUUCAACAUGCCCCAUGACAACGUGAAGGCCUGUGAGGAGGUCUUUGGCCGGCUGAAGACCAACCACAUGAUGUCCCCUACCCUCAUCCAGAUCGACCGUGCCAACCCCUGGUCAGCCUGCAGUGCUGCCAUCAUCACCGACUUCCUCGACAGUGGCCAUGGAGACUGCUUGCUGGACCAGCCGGCCAAGCCCAUCCCGCUGCCCGAAGACCUGCCUGGGUCGAGCUACAGCCUGAACCAGCAGUGCGAGCUGGCCUUCGGGGUGGGCUCCAAGCCCUGCCCUUACAUGCAGUACUGCGCCAAGCUGUGGUGCACGGGCAAGGCACGGGGCCAGAUCGUCUGCCAGACCCGGCACUUCCCUUGGGCCGAUGGCACGAGCUGCGGUGAGGGGCGCUUCUGCCUCAAGGGCUCCUGCGUUGAGAGGCACAACAUCAGUAAGUACAGGGUGGAUGGUGGCUGGGCCAAGUGGGCGCCCUAUGGGCAGUGCUCGAGGACGUGCGGUGGAGGGGUGCAGCUGGCCAAGCGGGAGUGCACCCACCCCGUGCCUGCCAAUGGGGGCUCCUACUGCGAGGGCAUCCGCGUCAAGUACCGCUCCUGCAACCUGGAGCCCUGCUCUGCUGCAGUGCCGGGAAAGAGCUUCCGUGAGGAGCAGUGUGAGGCCUUCAACGGAUACAGCCACAGCACCAACCGCCUCACCGCAUCCGUCUCCUGGGUCCCCAAAUACUCCGGUGUCUCCCCCCGGGAUAAAUGCAAACUCAUCUGCCGAGCCAAUGGCACCGGUUACUUCUACGUGCUGGCACCCAAGGUUGUGGACGGGACCCCUUGCUCCCCAGACUCCACCUCGGUCUGCGUGCAGGGCAAGUGCAUCAAAGCGGGUUGUGAUGGGAAGCUGGGCUCCAAGAAGAAGUUUGACAAGUGCAGUGUCUGUGGAGGGGACAACAAGAGCUGCAAGAAGGUCUCGGGCUUGUUCACCAAACCCAUGCACGGCUACAACUUCGUGGUGGUCAUCCCCGCGGGGGCCUCCAACAUCGACAUCAGGCAGCGGGGCUACAAGGGGCUCAUCAGUGAUGACAAUUACCUGGCGCUGAAGAACGGGCAGGGCAAGUACCUGCUCAACGGGCACUUCAUCGUGUCCGCAGUGGAGAGGGACCUCAUGGUGAAGGGCAGCGUCCUGCGGUACAGCGGCACCGGCACCGCUGUGGAGAGCCUCCAGGCCUUCAAACCCAUCCAGGAGCCCCUGACCCUGGAGGUGCUGUCCGUGGGGAAGAUGACCCCUCCGCGGGUGCGCUACUCCUUCUACCUCCCCAAGGAGAGCAAAGAGGACAAAGGCUCCUAUAGGAAAGAGGGCAGGACCCCGCCGGACCUCAACAACAGCGUCCUCAGCCUGUCCAACCGCUUGGAUGGUGGGAGGCCGAGCUACAAACGUCCCUCCUACAAGUGGGCGGCGGGCGGAUGGGAAGCGUGCUCCGUGACCUGCGGGGAUGGGAUGCAGAAGCGCUCCGUGGCUUGCCAGGACUCCUAUGGGCAACCCGCGGCCGAGUGCGAUGCUGCGCAGCGCCCGGCUGAGGUCCGGCUCUGCGGGGAGCCCUGCCCCAUGUGGGAUGCUGGACCUUGGUCCCCCUGCUCCAAAAGCUGCGGUCGCGGGUUCAAGAGGCGGGCGCUGAAGUGCUCGGUCCCAACCGGGCGCCUGCUCCCACGGGAGAGCUGCAAUUCCCGUCGGAAGCCGCAGGAGCUGGAUUUCUGCACCUUGAGGUUGUGCUGAGCUGGUUCGCAGGGGUGCUGCGUGAGGAAGGGCAUGGUGCUCCUCCGGCUGGGGAUGGGGGAGGCGUCCAUAGCACAUAGAAAACAAGGGGGGGGGAAAGGAAGGGAUAAACCCAAAGGGACCGAGCACACUCACCCCAUGGGCCUGAGAGGUCGCUUGGAGACAGAGGGGGACCAAACAUCUACCUCGAAGCUGCUGAAUGACGUGGAAACCCAUCGGCAGAGGCUGGGAUCGAUGGGAGCGAGGAGGAGCACUGCCUGCGAUGGAUCUGAGUACAGGGAGAUGCCCCUAUAUUGCACAGCCAAAGCCUCCCCUGUCUUCCCAAGGGCCCAGCCUACCUCCCCUCCCUCCUUGGGCUCCCCCCCAACACUCGUGCUCAAUGGGACCAAAAAGGAUUUAUCAAUGCAAUGAUGGCAAAUGACAUUGCCCAACCACCGAGGUGCUGGGACUGAUGCUUCCACUGGUGAGGACUCACAGCCUAGGGUGGUCCUUUGAGCCCCAGCAGCAUCCCUGGGCCAGGCUGGAAGGUGGUGGCUUCAUUGUGGUUUUCUCCUCCUGUUUAUGACCUGACCAGUGUAGAUUUUAUGGUGCUUAACUCUGUAUUGUUUUAACCUCCUUCCUUCCCCCUCCAUCCCAAUGGAUGUAAACCUGGUGGAGCGGGGAUGGCGGUAUUCCCAGUGGGCUCUCACACCUGGAUGAGGGUUCCCUAUGGUGCUUUGGGAUGGGGCUGUGUGAGCAUCCUGUGCGUCGCUGGAUGCUCCUUCACACCCUGAUCCAGGGCAGGUUCUAAACCACCCGCCUGAAGCUUUUCAGGGCUAAAAGGGAUCACUCCGGAGCUGAGGUUGGAGCUGGCAUCCCAAACCAAGCAACUGUACUGUAGUGUAUGGGGCCAGACACAGCCCCACCAGUCACUGGUACUUGACUCCGCUCUGGAAAUGGUGCUCACUGCUUAAUGGGACCAGUUUGCUGCGCACAGAGAGCCCACUGCCCUCCAGUGGGAAAGGGGCUCAGUGGGGUAUGGACAUGCAGAGGAAGAGGUAGCUUGGAGCCUCUCCCUACAACCAGUUUCCCCCUCCAGGAUUUGGUGCAGGGUUUGUUCUGUACCUCAGAUCAUGCCCAUUGCGGCUGCAGGGGACCAUUUACACAUCACUUGGGUCUUCCACUCAGAUCAUAGCAGGGACCACUUCACUUGUUGCUUUCUCACUGGUGAAGGUGCCUCUAAACCCAUUUGCUGUGACUGGGGGCAAGCCAGAGCCUCUGUAUUGAGUGAUGCAGGUACUGGGAGCAGCAGGAAGGAGCUAUGGGGGGGACAGAGAGAUGAUGGGGAGGCAGAAGAUGCUGUCCCAGCAGCCAGAGGCUUGCUCAGUCCCAUGCAGGUGUAGCAUGGAAAUUCCUUGUGCCCCUUCUGCCCCAAUACUAUGGGCAAAGGGAGGAAGAUCACAAGGAACAGGAUGGAGAGAGUACAAGGAUUCCCUUGCUACACUUUUCCAUCAGCUUACAAACUCCUCAUGACAACGUUUGGGGACCCAUCCUCAUGGAUUGACAUAGUGCCUUUCGAACACAGGAAUGUUCUGGGUCUCCACACUGCUUGAUAGAGUCAUGGAAUGGGUUGGGUUGGAAAGGACCUUAAGAUCAUCCAGUUCCAACCCCCUGCUAUGGGCAGGGACACCUCACACCAGACCACAUGAGGAGCAGAUGCUGUGGCUGCUCUGGGAACGGGAUUCAAUGCCGUAACAAAUCCCUUCCAGGUCUCCAUUCCCAUCAUCAGACCCCUUCCAAAGGGUUUUCCUGCAUAGCCAAGCUUCCAUUUGGGGACAGAGCUCUGAGGAGCUGCCCUGUUGUCUUUUGCCACCCCCAAGAGAUGGUUUCCAAGCCACUGAGAACCCAUCAGCCUUGUCUAUGGGGCGGGGAAGGACUCUUUGUGUGCGGUUCUUUUGCCAAGUGUGCAGCAAAAGGAUGGAGAUGCCACUCGGACUGGCUGCUCUGUGUAUACCAUGUAUACUGAUAGCAAACCUGAAAUAAACUGUAUUUAAAGCCA
Neopsephotus bourkii (Bourke's parrot) is the source of this 4859-nucleotide messenger RNA. RefSeq names its product ADAM metallopeptidase with thrombospondin type 1 motif 15 (gene ADAMTS15). The coding region runs from base 20 to 2821 and encodes 933 amino acids. Gene Ontology annotation, biological process: extracellular matrix organization; proteolysis. The transcript has 8 exons. NCBI's taxonomy places the organism in Eukaryota, Metazoa, Chordata, Aves, Psittaciformes, Psittacidae. The record is from RefSeq and is a predicted model, not a curated record. Gene Ontology annotation, molecular function: metalloendopeptidase activity; zinc ion binding.